This is a messenger RNA of Amaranthus tricolor (Joseph's coat), 1621 nucleotides long. Its product is annotated as flocculation protein FLO11. NCBI's taxonomy places the organism in Eukaryota, Viridiplantae, Streptophyta, Magnoliopsida, Caryophyllales, Amaranthaceae. The coding region runs from base 108 to 1241 and encodes 377 amino acids. The record is from RefSeq and is a predicted model, not a curated record. Gene Ontology annotation, cellular component: nucleus. The transcript is spliced from 2 exons.
UUUAGCCCUUGACUGUUGUUCUGUUCAUACUUCAUGUUCUUCAAUCUUGAGUGUUAAUUGUUAUUCCUCCCCUAAAAUUUCGUUCUCUAAUCCAAACAAUCGUUUCUAUGGAUUCCCUUCUGGCAAACUAUGCUUCUUCAGACGAAGAUGAUGAACAAAAGCCACAACCACAAUCCUCCAUUAAACCAUUCCUUUCCCUUUUCUCAUCUCUUCCCAAACCCCAAUCUUCUUCUUCUUCUUCUACCAAAUUUCCUUCUCUCCCACCACCCAAAUCCUCUUCUCAACUUCCAAAACAACAAGAUUCUUCUCUAAAAUCCUCCUCUUUAUUCUCUAAUCUCCCUCCUCCUAAAUCUGAUACAACAACUGAUCUCCCUAUCCCACUCCCAAAUCCCAAAAGGGUUGUUCAAUUUCGUCCUCCUGUUCCUCUUCCUUCUUCAAAUCUUAAUCAAGAUGAUGAAGAACACGAAGAAGAUGAAGAAGAAGAAAAAGAGAAAGAGAGAAACAAACAAAAAGAAAUUAGUUAUGAUACUUCUGUUAAAUCCUUUCUUUCAAGCAUGCCUACCCCUAAAGCUUCCGGGUUAGGGUCCGCUCCCUUUGCAUUAGGGUCUGGUCGUAAGUCCAUUGUUGAAACCGAGGUACCCUCUUCAGCCCCAUCGAAUUCGGAUAAUAAUGAGGUGACUAAUGGAGUGGGUUUUGGUACUUAUGUUGAGAGUAAUCAAGAAAAUUUGGUAGAUGGGACUAAUGUUUAUUGUUAUGAUGAAGUGGGUGCUGCAGGGGACCAAGGGUAUGCUAGUUAUGGAGGUUACAACGCUCAUGGAAGUAGUACUAGUGAAUAUGGUAGUAGUUAUGAAGGUUAUGGACAUUAUGAUAGUAGUAACAAUUGGUAUAAUGCUUCGUCUGGAGAUUCAGGGGGUUCUUUGAUACCGGCGGCAGUUGAGGGUUUUUCUAGCUUAGGUGGGAAGAGAAGGAGGGAUCAACCACCACCUGAAAUUGUUGAGGUCAAGCAGGAUGAAUUGAUGAAGAACCGCCCGAAAGAUGACAAGUCAAAGCUUACCGGAAUAGCCUUUGGACCUUCUUAUCAGCCGGUUUCAAAUAAAGGGAAACCUUCAAAGCUGCACAAACGAAAGCAUCAAAUUGGUUCAUUGUACUUCGAUAUGAGGCAAAAGGAAAUGGAACUUCAAGAACGACGUGCUAAAGGAUUUCUCACGAAAGCUGAAACACAAGCGAAAUACGGAUGGUGAAUAUGUAGUAUUUGUUAUAUAGCAAAGCGCAUCAAGCAUGGUACUGGAGCUGUUUACUUUUGGAGAUGAUCCUUGCUGCUCUUUGUGAUUACAAGUUGGUUUUGUGAAACCGGAAUGUUGAUGAAUUAUUUUCCAGUUUCGUGGUGUAUUGAUACGAGUUCUUUCGAGAUUCUUAGGAACAUCUUAUGUUUUCUGUUCCUGUACUGUAAAAUAUCUUGGUUUUACUUUUAUGUAAUUCUUCUAAUUUUAUUUUCUGUAAAUUGAAAAUGAAUUUACAUGAAGUUGUUAGACGGAACCUCUUGUUACAACUUCACUAACUUGACUUAAGUUUUUUGGCUUUUGUCAAGUCGUUUUAAUACAGCAGCUAGUCUCUUGAGAAA